AUGUUCCAUCUAAGAAAAGAAGAUCCACCCCCUCGAAUUCAAAAAGAAACCCUUUCUCGAACCAAUCAAUACUACAUUGCCCAGGUCAGCCAAAUGGAAAUCAAAAUUAGCGAGUUAAAAGCUCAACUCGAAGCCAAAAACAAAGAAAUUCAAUAUCUUACUAAUAAACUUGAAAGAGCUGAAGAACAAGCUCAAUCACGUUUGCGAGAUGCAAUUUCUGCUUCUAGCCGCACCGUAAAAGAGCUGGAAACCAAAAUUGCCAAAUUAGAAGAAGAAAAUCGGCAGCUAAAGCGUCAGGUAAAUCACAAUCACGAUUCAGCUGACAUCAAAAUUGAGCUUGAAUAUGCCCUAACUCCUUCCCCUUUGUGAGUGAACAAACCCAUUGGAAAAAUCCCAUUUUUUGCCCAAAAACCCACCCUCCGUGAGUGAACAAAAUUUUUUUAUGAAAAAAAAAUUGAUAUAUAAGUGAUAAUUAGUAUAAUGAAAUCUCGAGCUAAUUCUGUUUAAUUUUAAACAAAUUGCGUUUUAAAACAUAAAUUUAAUAAAUUAAAUUAAUAAUUGCUUCCCGUUUUUGCAAAUUAGGAUUUUUUCAAAAUUUCGAAAAAAAAAUUAACUUCCCUCUGUGGUUGUCCAAAUUUUUUUGUUCACUCACGGAGGGGGAGUAAGAAUGAAACAAAUUUUUGAAGAAAAAUACCGCGAAGCCAAAUCUCAGCAGCUGCGAGCUGAUAUGAAGCGAGAAACCCAAAGCCAAGAGCCACGGCCAAGUGUAAAUAAAAGCCAAGUUUUUGAUUUACAGCAAGAGCUUGAAAAUGCACAUCAAGAAAAAGAAAAGGCACAACGACAUGCAAGCUUGACUGACGAAGAAAAUAAAAAACUUCACAAAAAAGUUGAAGAGCUUGAUAAGUCGAAUGCGGAAUUAAAUAGAAAAUAUAUCACAUCUCUGCUUAAAAUAAGGGAUCUUGAAAAUAAAUCCUCUCAAGAUUCGAGCCAGCAUGAAGAUUCGCAUGUAAAAUCUCUAGGGAGCAAGGCAAAAUCACGAGCUCAAGGAGAAAUUGCGCCGACAAUAACAAAGAAAAUUGUACUACCGAGUUCUACUGUAUCCUCAGCUCCAAAAGCAGCGAAUCUAAUUAAAACCUCAAAAGAUAUUUCUUUCUCAAGACCAGUAAAGACUAUAAAAGAAAGAAGAGAAACUGGACACCACCAAACCAACCAGCCUACUUCUGAGCCCCCAAAGGCAUCCUCCAUUUACGCUCAAGCUAUCAGCAAAGGCUUAACCAUUUUCCAAAUCCCUAAGCCACUAACGAGCAGCACUAAAUCCAUCACACACAAAAAAACUGUUAAAUUCCCUGAUAUGAUAAAUGAGCCCAGAAUCGACAUUUCCCUGCACAAGCGAAAUCCAGAUUCUCAAAACUCAUCACCCAAAACCAGCAUUUUUGGAAGCCCAAGCAACCAAGGAAUCUUAAAAAAUAAGCAAGGCAGCUUUCAGAAAACAGUCCCAAACUUUACUAUUGCCCUAGACAAAUCUUCAAGUAACGACACAUUUGGGGACGAAUUCCCUGACGAAGACGAGUUAAAUACUUAA
Messenger RNA from Blepharisma stoltei, 1582 nucleotides. Lineage: Eukaryota; Ciliophora; Heterotrichea; Heterotrichida; Blepharismidae. The record is from the annotation of a GenBank genome assembly.